CCAUCGCCCACCAUGUCUCUCUCCAACAAGCUCUCCAUCACCGACCUCGACCUCAAGGGCAAGCGCGUCCUCAUCCGCGUCGACUUCAAUGUCCCCAUGCAGGAUGGCAAGGUCACUAAUCCCGCCCGUAUUGUCGCAGCGCUCCCCACCAUCAAGUAUGCGGUUGACAAUGGUGCCUCGAAGGUAAUACUCAUGUCCCACCUCGGCCGCCCCGACGGCAAGGUCGUCGCCAAAUAUUCGCUCGAGCCCGUCUCGAAGGAGGUCGAGAAGCAGCUGGGAAAGCCCGUCAUCUUCGUGCACGAGAGCGUCGGCGCGGACGUCGAGAAGGUCGUGAACGACGCCGCGCCUGGGUCCGUCAUUCUGCUCGAGAACCUCCGCUUCCACAUCGAGGAGGAGGGCUCGACGAAGGACAAGGACGGGAAAAAGACCAAGGCGGACCCCGCCAAGGUCAACGAGUUCCGCGAGGGUCUCACGAAGCUCGGCGAUGUGUAUGUGAACGACGCGUUCGGCACCGCGCACCGUGCGCACUCGAGUAUGGUUGGCGUCAAGCUGCCGCAGCGUGCGUCUGGCUUCCUGAUGAAGAAGGAGCUCGAGUACUUCGCCAAGGCCCUCGAGAACCCUGAGCGCCCCUUCCUAGCCAUACUUGGCGGUGCGAAGGUCUCGGACAAAAUCCAGCUUAUUGAGAACAUGCUGGACAAGGUCAACUCGCUUAUCAUCUGUGGCGGUAUGGCUUUCACUUUCAAGAAGACCCUCGACAAUGUUCCCAUUGGAACCUCGCUUUUCGACACUGCCGGAUCAGAGAAGGUCGCUGCCCUCGUUGAGAAGGCGAAGCAAAGAAAUAUCAAAGUUGUGUUCCCUGUCGACUACAUCACGGCAGACAAGUUCGACAAGGACGCAACGACUGGCAUUGCCGAUGACGUCACUGGUAUCCCAGAUGGCUGGAUGGGUCUCGACGCGGGCCCGAAGAGCCGCGCGCUAUUCAAGACCACCGUGCUGGAGUCGAAGACCAUUCUCUGGAAUGGGCCUCCGGGUGUGUUCGAGUUCCCCAAGUUCUCACAAGGUUCGGAGUCCCUGCUCGAGGCAACGAUCGAGGCGGCGCAGAAGGGUGCGACUGUCAUCGUCGGUGGUGGCGAUACAGCGACAGUCGUCGCGCAGCACGGCGCAGAAGACAAGCUCAGCCAUGUCAGCACGGGUGGCGGCGCCAGUCUCGAGCUUCUCGAGGGCAAGACUCUGCCUGGUGUUGCGGAGCUCAGCGAGAAGUAAAUGCACGUUCGAUGAGCAGGGGGAAAGAAUCUGACGUUCGAUGACUAGAAGGAAGGAAAUCAAAACGAUGUUGUAAGAAAACCGCGAAUGUAUAGCUAUAGACUUACUGUACCCUUGCGCUCAGAAUUUAAUUGUAGCUCUGACGUCACACCACA
Molecule: messenger RNA, 1418 nt
Organism: Postia placenta MAD-698-R-SB12
Lineage: Eukaryota; Fungi; Basidiomycota; Agaricomycetes; Polyporales; Adustoporiaceae
Exons: 6
Coding region: 13-1263 (416 amino acids)
Biological process (GO): glycolytic process; gluconeogenesis
Cellular component (GO): cytosol
Molecular function (GO): phosphoglycerate kinase activity; ADP binding; ATP binding
Source: RefSeq, a predicted model, not a curated record